AUGGCCACCUCACCGCCGGCGUCGCCUCUACAUCAACGGGAGCGACCUCUCAGUGCCAUCGUGAAACCAGGCCCAAGGAGUGCCAGCAGAUUGAGCAUGAGCAGCAAGGCUGGCGUUGGCAGCAGAGCCUCUGAUGAUGAGAGCCGCACGGCUGUCAAAGUCGCUGUUCGAGUACGACCACCACUGAAGCCCGAUGACCCAGGCUAUGAUUUGAUCCCACAACGUUUCCAGCGCUCAAUGGUCCAAACGACAUCAAACACAAGCCUGGCCAUCGACUCUCCGCAAGGUCGGAAAAUAUUCGUCUUUGAUCGCGUUUUCAGCCCCGAGGUUAUGCAGGAUGGGAUUUGGGAAUACUUGGCCGACUCCAUCAGCGCCUUCACCCAAGGCUACAAUGUGUCGCUCCUGGCAUAUGGCCAGUCGGGUGCUGGAAAGUCAUAUACCAUGGGCACGUCGAAUCCAGGUGAACACGAAGAUGAAUCAAUGAUUGGUGUAAUCCCCCGCGCAGCAACGGCUCUUUUCGAGAAGCUCGACUUAUCCAACGGUGGAGGUAGCGGUUCUGCAUCUAACAGGCAAUCGAUUUCAAGUCUUCGAACCCCUCGUUCCUACAACCACCAUAAUCUUCUUGGUGACCGCAACUGGUCUCUGAAGGCGACAUACGUAGAAAUAUACAACGAGCAGCUUCGCGAUUUGCUUGUGCCCGAAUCAACGCCUGCCAACGAACGAACUAAUAUCGCUAUCCGGGAAGAUACUAAAGGCAACAUUCUCCUCACUGGAUUGCGACAGGUUGACAUUGCUUCCGUCGAAGAUCUCAUGAACGCCCUCAAUUUCGGCUCCAGCAUCCGACAAACCGACGCCACAGCGAUCAACGCCAAGUCAUCCCGUUCACAUGCCGUUUUCUCGCUGAACUUGGUGCAGCGCAAGAGCAAGCUCCAAACAGCAACCGGUGCCGAGAAGCGAUUGUCCAUGCCCCUGGAGGCAUUGACUGGUCAAGACCUGGGAGUCACAACCGACAGCAAACUACACUUUGUCGACCUGGCAGGAAGUGAGCGGCUCAAAAAUACAGGCGCCCAGGGAGAACGCGCCAAGGAGGGCAUCUCCAUCAAUGCCGGGUUGGCCUCUCUCGGCAAAGUCAUCAGCCAAUUGUCCUCCCGCCAAUCUGGCUCUCACGUGUCCUACCGCGACUCAAAACUGACCCGCCUUUUGCAAGACUCGCUCGGUGGCAAUGCCUUCACGUACAUGAUCGCCUGUGUCACCCCUGCUGAAUUUCACCUUAGCGAGACCCUGAACACCGUUCAAUAUGCGCAACGUGCCAGAGCGAUACAGUCUAAGCCGCGGAUCCAGCAAGUUGAUGACGGAGACAGCAAAGCUUUGGUAGAGAGGCUUCGUGCUGAGGUUUCCUUCCUGCGGGAUCAGAUUCGGAGCUCGCAAGGCGGCAUAGAUAGCCCACGUCGCGGCCAUGCUGCGCCGAAUGAACGAUCAGACAGACCAAACGAGCGGGAAUCAGAACUCCAAAAUCAACUGCUAGAUGCGCAGGAGAACUACAGCGCAUUGAGCCAGCGCCAUGCCAGACUUAUCUCUGAACUAGCGAAAGCUCGAGAGCAUGAAUCUCAGCAGGCAGAUCUGAAUGACGACACCUCUGCAGAUGAUCGACUCAACAGAUCCAACUCGUUCGCGCAGGCUGUUGAACAGGUCGUCCUAGAAUACGAAAAGACAAUCCAAAGUUUGGAACAGUCUCUUUCUAGCACACGAACGACGCUCUCUAACACAGAGACAUCUCUGCUCGAGAAAGAAACAAAGUGUGCCUACGUGGACACCAUCAACUCGCAGUUGCAGGCGCGGCUUCAGAAACUCAUGGACCGGGAGGCGAGCACCGAAAAUUAUCUUCACGACCUCGAGGCUAAGUUGGAUGGCCAUACUAGUGGCGAAGAAAAGAAUGCCACCAUUAUUCUGGAACUUCGCAAAGAAAUUGCGAGAGUCAGAGAGAACGAGGCCGCCUGUGAAGACUACAUCUCCACGCUUGAGGAGAGGCUGGCGGAGGCCGACCAGGAUACUGAACUGAUGCAACGCGAGAUCGAUCGUCUAGAAUCAGUGGUGGAGCGUCAGAGAAGUCUAGGGAAGUUGGAUGCGCUUCUUUACGAGCUUGACCACGUAGAUGGUGGGAUGGCCGUGGAGUCUGAGCCUUUGGCGAACGGGGCCAUUCGUGGUCGCCGCUUUACAGACCAUUCUCGCAGCCAGUCGCACGUUAGCCGUAAGAGUCAGUUGGACGGCCCAAUUCCCGAAGAGCAUGACGAGAAUGCCGACAACUACGUCGACAACGGCGUCGACAACGGUGGGGAUGAAGAAAAUAUCACACACGACCAGAACCAAUCAAUAGGUCACGACCUUGGUGCCGACAGCAGAGAAUUACCGAAUGGGAACUCUGCCAGCAACGCGAAACAGAGCAAAUACGUUGCUGACAAGCUGGAAACCGUUACGCAGGAGCUCGUCGACCUCCGUGUUGAGCAUGAAGCCACCGUUCAGGACUAUGAUCAACUCCAGGCCAAGUACGAAGAGACUGUCAGGACGCUAUCGGAAUUGCGAGAUGCCAUGGAUGAGGCGCGACAUCCUGAGCGGUCAAGAGCUCGCGAUUCUAUAGUCUCAGAAUCGACUACACCCCAAACUCGCCCAGAUUCGUUUGCGUCAGACCGUAAAUCAGUCGACUUGAAAGAUGAACCCCGCUCGUCGAUGUCACGAUCUUUGUCGUCUGAGCUGUCUUCGGCGAUGGAAUCACCAGCUACCGUGGACACUUCAGCUGCUGACUUGAGCUCGGAGGAUGAUACAGCCACCACCAAGCCCGCAGUCUCAAACGAGGAUCUGGCUCACCAAGCCAAGAAUGAGCAUUUAACUGCAGAAAUCGAGAGAUUGCGCAAGCUGGCAGAGGAAAAAGAGGCCGCUGAAAAGACUUUGACCGAGAAGUAUGCCGAACUCGAAUCUACGCACAAUGACACACUGGAUAUUGUAGAGGAACUUAAGACCGAGGUGUCGAAGGCGCGUGCUGUGGAAGCAACCUCACCAAGGACUAGCACUCCGGUUAUCCGUCGAAAAUCCAGUCAAAAUCUCAUGGUCAUAGACCGCGCCCAUCGCUCCUUUGCUUCUCUCCGUAACAUUGCCUCUGAAAAUUUUGAGCAUCUUCCUGAGGUCAUGCAGAGCUUCGAACUCGCCUUGAAUUCUGCCAUGCACGAGCUCCACUCCCGAAGUGAGCGCAUCCAAGAGUUGGAAGCUGAUAUAACGUCGGUCAAGAAGGAGAUGGAGACUAAGAUGACAAUCAUAUCAGGAUUGACGCGCGAAAGAUCUAGCUUGAAGGCUAGCCCCAUGGACAUGUCCAUGGUUGCCAACUUGCGCGAUCAGCUUGAGAGAAAUGAGAAGCAGAUGUCUCAGAUGCGCGAGGCACACGACACACGGGAAAAGGAGUUAACAUCUCAAAUGGACGAGUUGCGCCAGUCCAUACAGAACACAGCUACCUCAUCCUCAAUUGACGAGAAUGACCGAGGGGAAGCGGACGACGCCAAGUCCACCGAUAAGAGGGAGCAACGGAUCACGGAAAUGCAAGCAGAGUUAUCCGGCUGGGAGGAGAAACACAGACUGGUCCUCGACGCUACAGAGAAAACGGAAGCCGGUUUGCGUGCCAACAUUAUGAAGCUAGAAGCCCAAAUCGCCUCGUCAGAGAGAGAAUUCAGCGAGUCCCUAGCGAAAGCAAAGACCGAGACCGAGGGCUUGGCCACAGUCACAGAGGAAAAGCACCAGAAGCUGGUUGACUUCUUGCGCACCGAGAUUGACGAGUACAAGGCAAUUAUCAACAGCAAUACUACCAAAGUUGCUGAAUUGGAGGCCGAGUAUGCCGCAACGAAGUCCAAGCUGGAGGAAGUUAGCAGGUCCCAUGCAUCGGCUGCCGCGGAGCUGGAGCAGCAUCGGCAACUGGUGUCAUCACUCGAGACCCAGGUCUCGACUCACGUCGAAGCAGCUAAAUCCCAUCAGGAUGCCCUCGAUCUCGCCAAGGACAAUCAUACCAAGGAGAUUACGCAACUUAGGUCACAAGAGCAACAGAGCUAUGAACAACAGGCUGAGGUUCUUAUGCAGGAGCAUACCGAUGCGAUGCACAAGCUGGAAGACGAAUUGUCUCAGGCUAGAGAUCGACUUGCCAGGAUUGCUGCUCAAGUCGCAGUCGACAUGGAUGUGGAUUCUAACGUCGAUCUGCUCUCGGAGAGAAUUGACACACUUUUGGCAGCCCAGAAGACCCUCGUCGAGGAACAGCAAAAGGCCGAGGAAAUGAAGAGCCAUGUUGCUGAGCUCACUUCUAUUAAUGAAAAUGUCCUGGGCGACAUUCAGGCCGCCAAAUCUUCUUUGAUGGAGAUGCUUUCGGACAGUGCCGAUUCUGUUCCGACAUCUGUUGCCGAGCAGCUGACGGCAGUCAAGACGAAGCUUGUGGACCUUGAGGGCCGCAAUAAAAAGAAUAGUCGCCUCGUUGAAGAACUUGAGGAGCAACUUCAGAAUAACUUCGACGAGGCACAAAUGACCAACAAUCGUCUUAGCACCCUGCAAACUGAACGGAAUGCGCAGCUUGAGGAAGCCACCACGGCCCGAACAAAACUUCAAGGCGACUUGGAAAACAUUAGGGAGGAGUAUGCAGCUCUGCAAGCCAAAUUCCACGAGCUCUCCACCACUGGCGAAAUCAAGCGGUCCAACUCCAACUCCACCAUACGCAAAAGCACAUCGCAUACUUCCCUGCCAUCGCCCCCGCCCGCCAUUCCUCUGCCGCCAUUGCCCAGCGUUGCUGCCAGGAGCGGUUCUCCGACCAACGGUGUGCCAAACUCUCCCACAACUGGACGUCCUCUGAGCAAAGACAACCUCAAUAUUUCACAGCUCACCGAAGACCAAGAAGCUCGUAUCAGAACCAUUGAGAAGCACCUGUAUGCAGAGCGACAACUGACGCAGACGUUGGAAGAGGCGCUCACAGACCUCGAGAAGCAGUCCAAGAAGGUGAAGAGCGAUUGCGAUGCGUGGAAGAAGCGCUCGCAGGAGCUUGAAUCCGAACUCAAGGAUCUCAAGGAAAGACAGACCGAGCCACAACAAGACAACCGAUGGAGUAUGCAGGCUGUCGAGGAGGAACGAAAGAAGCGGCAGGCUGCAGAGUUGGCUAGAAAACAACUCGAAGAAAGGAUGAAUGCCAUUAACAAGGGCAAAAAGAAGAAGGGCAGCCUGAACUGCUUCUAG
Messenger RNA from Pochonia chlamydosporia 170, 5250 nucleotides. Its product is annotated as kinesin family protein. The record is from RefSeq and is a predicted model, not a curated record. The coding region runs from base 1 to 5250 and encodes 1749 amino acids. The transcript is spliced from 3 exons. Gene Ontology annotation, molecular function: microtubule motor activity; microtubule binding; ATP binding. Gene Ontology annotation, biological process: microtubule-based movement; mitotic spindle organization. Lineage: Eukaryota; Fungi; Ascomycota; Sordariomycetes; Hypocreales; Clavicipitaceae.